UUUUUUUUCAAAGCUCCAUUUUGCAUUAAAGCGCCAAAUGAUGACAGUGCUAUCCAUGAAAACCGAUAAAGAGUAUCAGUUAUUAAACGACUAUACAGAUAUGACAGACAACGAGAAGUAUUCCUACGAUGAAGAACGUACUCUAUGCUACAGUAGCAAUUCACCUUCUACUGAGACUGCAACAGAUAUCACACAUACUGCCAUCAAUCGAAUUCCUCACAGAGAGCUUUUGAAAGGCGUGAAACAACAUGUAGAGGAGCAUUUCGAUAGACCGGAAUUAGUUCGAGAUUGCAUACUUGGUCUAUCAGAUGGCUUGACGGUGCCAUUUGCACUAGCUGCUGGUCUUUCAAGUUUAGGUGAUAGUCGUAUAGUUAUAUACGGUGGUUUAGCAGAGUUAGUGUCAGGAGCAAUUUCUAUGGGUUUGGGAGGUUAUCUGGCGGCCAAAUCAGAUUUUGAUCAUUACCAUACAGAACGCGAGAGAGAAGCGCGGGAGGUAGAGCUAUAUCCAGACGAAGAAGAAGAGGAGAUCAUAGAAUUAUUUGAACCUUAUGGCUUGGAUCGUGAGUCAAUGGAGCCAAUGAUGGCUCGUUUCAGACAAAAUCCUGAAAAGUUUGUGGAUUUCAUGAUGCGUUAUGAAUUGAAUCUAGAGUUACCGGAUCCGAAUCGAAGCUGGAUUUCUGCUUUGACAAUAGGAAUAUCGUACUUUCUAGGAGGCCUGAUUCCUCUUCUACCGUAUUUUCUCGUUAGCGAUACAUAUACAGCUUUAUACGGAUCUUGUUUAGUUACAUUAUUGACACUAUUCGUUUUCGGAUAUAUGAAGAGCAUUUACCUUAGACCAAAGCAAGCAUUCAUGGGAGCUAUUCAAACAUUGGCUAUCGGUGCUGUUGCAGCUGCUUUUAGCUACGGCAUUGUCGCUUACGUCAAUAGUCUUGAUCCGUGAAACUCAAAUAAAAAAAGUGGAUUGAUCCCCUCCUCUGUUUCA
Molecule: messenger RNA, 982 nt
Organism: Mycotypha africana
Lineage: Eukaryota; Fungi; Mucoromycota; Mucoromycetes; Mucorales; Mycotyphaceae
Product: VIT family-domain-containing protein
Exons: 4
Coding region: 38-940 (300 amino acids)
Biological process (GO): intracellular manganese ion homeostasis
Cellular component (GO): fungal-type vacuole membrane
Molecular function (GO): manganese ion transmembrane transporter activity; iron ion transmembrane transporter activity
Source: RefSeq, a predicted model, not a curated record